This is a messenger RNA of Phaeoacremonium minimum UCRPA7, 657 nucleotides long. Its product is annotated as putative siderophore iron transporter mirb protein. Gene Ontology annotation, molecular function: transmembrane transporter activity. Gene Ontology annotation, biological process: transmembrane transport. The record is from RefSeq and is a predicted model, not a curated record. The transcript has 2 exons. Lineage: Eukaryota; Fungi; Ascomycota; Sordariomycetes; Togniniales; Togniniaceae. The coding region runs from base 1 to 657 and encodes 218 amino acids.
AUGGCAUCCAAAAAUCCUCUGACAGCCGGCUUCCCUCCGCGCGAUGUCGGCACCAAAGAAGACGGCAUGGUUCAUAACUCAGAGCAAGCCUCGGACUCGGAAGUUAAGCACAGCAUGGCCAUCAUUCAUGGCAACGCCCCAAACGACAACACGCUCGAUACCAACUUCCAAGAGAGUGUGCAGAAGGCUGAGGCUAUCACAAUUGCUUGGACUUUGAAGGCCUUGAUCGUCGCCUACUCCGUGAUCUGGUGCGUCUACUUUGUCCAAGGGAUCGUCAUCGGAGUCGGCGGAGCUUUGCUUCCCUAUGUCACGUCCGACUUUGCGGCACACUCGCUCAUUCCUACCACUGGUGUCUUAAGCCAGGUCAUCGGGGGUAUCGCGAACCUGUGCAUUGCGAAAAUUCUGGGUGUUUUGGGUCGACAUUCUGGCUUCCUGUUGUGCGUAAUCAUCGCCACCCUCGGACUCAUUAUGGCGGCUUCUUGUAACGGCGUAGAGAAGGCCAAGAGACAGGGAGUUAUUCCAGCACGGACGCCGGCUGGUCGUACAUUGCUGCAGUCUGUACUACAUUAUGUCCACGACUUUAAUGUUGUUGGGCUGCUACUUCUCUCUGCUGGUUUUGCCUUCCUGCUCCUGCCGUUCAACCUUUACACGAUGUAA